Phlebotomus papatasi is the source of this 1575-nucleotide messenger RNA. Its product is annotated as transmembrane protein 64. The transcript is spliced from 5 exons. Bases 300 to 1187 code for a protein of 295 amino acids. The record is from RefSeq and is a predicted model, not a curated record. Lineage: Eukaryota; Metazoa; Arthropoda; Insecta; Diptera; Psychodidae.
UCAGCGUCGGGUUGCCCAGCCAGUCGGUGCUGAAACUUCGUUGAGGAAUGAUAUGCAGUUGGAAGAAAGUGGCUCAUCCGUAAAUUGGCUUUAAUUUGUGUGGAAGUGGAAUGAUGAAGUGACAUGAUUGUGUCGAGUCGAGGAGCCAGAAAACAAUUUCAUCGAGUGACAAAGUGAAGUUUUUGUGUCUGGAGGAGAGAAAGUAAUAUUUUCAGCUGGGAGCGGGAGAAAUUCCUUGUCCGUGAUUCAAGUUCAUGGGUGGUGUGGCCAUCAAAGUGUGGAUAAUGUAAACACCAACAAUGGAUGGGAAGUGUCUCGAAGAGGGUGAUUUGGAUGAAGAGAAACUCCUCAAUCAAGCUCCGGACAAAUUCUGUGUCCGACUACAUCGGUGCCUCUCCCACAAUCGCAUUCUCAACUACCUCCUGCCCAGUGCUGUUUUGGUUGUGGUGAUCCUGGUGAUAUACUUCUUCAAGGAUUCCUUCAAGUCACUCCUGUUCUGGGCUGAGAACCAGAAUUCCUGGUAUGUCUUCUUCAUCUUCAUCGGGCUAUUUGCCGUUGUGAGCUUCCCCGUUACCGUGGGCUACCUUGUGCUCAUCAUCACGAGCGGAUACAUGUUUGGCCUAAUCAAAGGACUUCUCACUGUCAUCCUGGGCGCUAAUGUAGGUGUCGCAAUUGCUCACAAUACCAUUAGGAGCAUCCAGACUUUUCUUCCAGUCCAAAAAUUGAUUAAGAAUGAGACGGGACGUGCAAUAUUGCGUGUGAUCUCUGGACCUAGAGCAUUCAAAGUGGUGCUCUUCUGUCGACUAACACCAAUUCCAUUUGGACUGCAAAACACAAUCUUCGGGGUGAGUGCCGUGAACCCCCGAAGUUACCACACAGCAACUCUGCUGGGACUGCUUCCGGCACAAACGAUCAACGUGUACCUGGGUUCAACCCUGCGCUCAAUGCACGAUGUGCUGAAUGACCAGAAGACUGCUCUGGCCGGCUACAGCAUCUUCGCCGUGCAGACGGUGAUUGGGGUGCUACUGAUGGCUUGGGUGGUCCAGAAGGCGCGAACAGAACUGUCGAAUGCUCUGCUGAGUGACAUGGGAGUGGAGCACAAACUCCUGAAACGUUCCAAACUCAAAUGGAUGCGGAAAUUGUACAAAUGUGACAAUACUAUGGUCAUUAAUCCGCGUAUAAUUUAACAUUCGCCGAUUAAUGCUAUCAUUUAUGGUUAACAUUAGAACAAGAAAACAAGUAAUUUUUUCGUAAAUAAUUUUUACAUGAGAAAAUUUCAUUAUUGACUUUCUCGUUGUCAUGACUCAUAUUUUUUUGGAGGGAUCCACUGAAGAUAAUAGUCCCUUUUUUCCACGAAUUUUAGCAUUUUUUUUUUAGUAGAGUUUUAUAAUAAUUCUCAUUAUAUUUAUGUUAUUAAAUGUGUAGACAAAAAAAUUGUAUUCUCUUAUAAUUAUUUUUUAAUAAUUUUUAUUAUAAGACGUUCAGUGUUGUAUUAAGUAAAAAAAAAUAAGUAAGAAGGUCAAAAAGUCACAAUUUAUUAUUCUUAAUUUAUAUUAUAAAGUCUAUCGCAGUGAA